This is a messenger RNA of Penaeus vannamei (Pacific white shrimp), 863 nucleotides long. NCBI's taxonomy places the organism in Eukaryota, Metazoa, Arthropoda, Malacostraca, Decapoda, Penaeidae. The record is from RefSeq and is a predicted model, not a curated record.
AUGUUUCCAAGAAUUGAUGAUCAUUAGCCGAGCCAGGAGGCGUGGGUGGGGCAUACAGAGGAGACAUGGCUGACAGAAUGGCACGGCGCAGGGUCAAGCUCUAUGCGCUAAAUGCUGACCGACAGUGGGAUGACAGGGGCACAGGGCAUGUCACAUCCUCAUAUGUGGAACGGUUAAAGGGCAUGUCCUUACUGGUGCGAGCAGAAUCCGACGGUUCCUUACUUUUAGAAUCAAGAAUCCAGCCAGACACCGCCUACCAGAAGCAGCAAGGCACUCUCAUUGUGUGGUCGGAGGGAGAAAACUUCGACCUUGCCUUGAGCUUUCAGGAGAAGGCGGGUUGUGAUGAGAUUUGGGAGAAGAUCUGCCAGGUUCAAGGCAAAGAUCCCAGUGUAGACAUAACCCAAGACAUUGUUGAGGAAAGUGAAGAUGAAAGAUUUGACGAUGUGUCAGACACCAAUCCUUGGGUAGAACUACCACCAUGUGAAAUAGGUAAAUUGGAAGAUAUUAAUGAGGUAAUAAGUAAUUGCCUACAUUCUCCUGUUAGGCGAGAAAAAUUAGCAAUAGCACUGGAAAAUGAGGGCUAUAUCAAGAAACUGGUCUCAGUGUUUCAUACCUGUGAAGAUCUCGAGAAUAUGGAGGGGCUCCAUCUUCUGUAUGAAAUCUUUAAGAAUAUAUUCCUGCUCAACAAAAAUACCCUCUUUGAAAUCAUGUUCGCCGAUGAUACCAUAUUCGACGUGGUUGGGUGUCUGGAGUAUGACCCCUCAUCACCAUACCCAAAAAGACACAGACAGUAUCUCAAAAGUAUAGCAAAGUUUAAAGAGGUGAGAAAAGAUUUCUUGCUUACAUAGGUAAUAUCUAUGUGU